This is a messenger RNA of Ceutorhynchus assimilis (cabbage seed weevil), 1873 nucleotides long. The record is from the annotation of a GenBank genome assembly. Lineage: Eukaryota; Metazoa; Arthropoda; Insecta; Coleoptera; Curculionidae.
GUCAGUUCCAAGUUCCAGAGCAGAGACCUAUCCAGUUGUGGGUAGAUAACGCGUGCGGAAUUAUUUUAAAAAUAUCAAAGGUGUUGGAGGAGUCAAAAGUUGAGUCUCCUCCAAUAGCUCACAAUUUAGAAUACUUCUUGAGAAAACAUUCGCAAUAUAUAGAAUUUGUGCAACUCUUACCUGUGUGUGGUUCAUUCAUUCAACUUACAAACCAUCAUUGUUGCAAAGAUGUGCUUAGGAAACUUAUGCAACUUCAAUAAUUUAAUCAAUAGAAUUCUUGUUUGGUGGACGUUCAAUAAAUAAACGCCUAAUAAAAAAGCAGUAAAGCCAUACCAAAUAAAAAGAUUAAAGACAGCACUGAAAAAAUGGAGCCAACGGAAGUACAUUAUAAUGGCACAACAGAAAAAAUCGAUACAGACGAAAUCGAUACUAAUAAUUCAAUUUUCUAUUGGGCUGAACUAAUUCCGACGCUGAUUGUUUACGGAUUCAGCUUUAUACUUGGGUUAACAGGAAACGGUCUUAUCAUAUUUACAACGUUCCGAUACAGAAGAAUGCAUAGCGUCACUAAUAUAUUUUUAUCCAGUCUUGCAUCAUCUGAUUUGCUGUUGAUAAUUUUCUGCAUUCCAGUAAAGGUCGCGAAGUUAUUCUCCUACACCUGGACCAUGGGCCUAUUUUUAUGUAGAAGUAUUCACUACAUGCAGAAUUUGUCUACGAUUUGUUCUGUGCUCACCUUGACCGCCAUCAGCAUUGAAAGAUAUUACGCUAUAGUACAUCCAGUGAGAUCCAAAUAUAUUUGUACUCUCAGACAAGCUAAAUCCAUUAUUAUAGUUAUAUGGGUAAUUUCAAUUUUGUUAGCUGUUCCGACAUUGGUAUUAUGGCAUUUAGAAAGAGUAGGCCCGCACUACGAAGAAAAAUUUUAUUGGUGUUUGAGAAAUGCAUCAAAUGAAGCGCUUUGGAAGUUUCACGAGCUUUAUUUGCUUCUCUUGAUUCUAGUGAUACCUUUUAGUAUAAUGACUUACUCGUAUACGUUUAUUUGUUGGGAGGUGUGGAAAGUCAUGGAACAUAGAAGAGUUAUGUGCAACGAUCAAUUUUUAGAACAAAAACUCGCCAGCUGCUCUAGCUACAUAAAUCAACCUCGACAAGUCAGAACCAAGAAAAUUCGAUCUGAGGUUAAAAAUUGUCGUGAUGAUACAACAACUGUGAAGCAAGUGAUCUACAUGUUAGUUACAGUUGUUCUACUUUUUGCUGUAUGUUGGACGCCAAUUUUAAUUGACAAUAUUUUGACAGCCUAUAACGUACUAGACCAUCAAAGAACUGGAAUAUCUAAAUAUACGUUGAGUGCAUUCCAUUUGAUGUCGUACUUUAGCAGCUGCAUAAAUCCAAUAAUCUAUGGAUUUAUGUCCAAAACAUUUCGCGAGAGUUUUAAAGUAGCACUUUGCUGCUCGAAAGAGAAAGCAUUCAUACAUCGUACUGGUAGCAGCUACAGCGUUAAAUAUAUUUCGAGGAGUUCACAAACCAGAACCACAGCUGAUAUAAGACUAAGGCAAGAAUCAUCUGUGUUUAUAACCUAAAUUUCAAUAAAUUUAAUGUGCUUAUUACGCUUAUAUUACGCUUUUAGCAGAAAAAUUAGUAAUAAGUGAAAAUUAUUGGUGUCAUUAUAGUAGGUACCUACCUGUUUCUUCUAGUCAUUUUUAUUUUAUUUUUUUUGUUAUAUAUUAAUUAGGCAUUAACGAUGAACUUCUGACAUUUGGACUGAUUUGUUUUAAAAAUCAAGUUUUGAAGGCUGGCAUUAUAUUUAAAACAAAUAAAAUAUAUGUUUCUAUAUUUAGAGAUAAGGUAAUUGUAAAGCUAAUCAGGAAUACCUAUAAUAAAC